UUAAAAGCUCUAAAAAUAAAAUAGAGGGGAGAAGAAGAGUGAGCAUAUUUGUUGGAGAAGGGAAAGAACAUUAGUAUAUUUAGGAAAUGUGAGUGAUAUUGGAAAUUAAUAAGAACGAGGAAAACAGCCCACUCCUAUUCAUUUCUUCUCUCUUGUCUGUCCUUCUCCCGUCUUCCUGUCCCUCCUCUGUUUCUUCCCCUUUUCAAUUUCACUCUUUCACUUCUUUCACUACUCCCUCAGUCUCAGAGACACAAAAACAAAAACCAGUCUAUUAGCCACAAAUAUGGGAGAAACCGGUAUCAAUGUUCCUUACCCAGGAAACUUAAACCCUACGGCUCAAGAGUUUACUCCAACAAAUCCCAUUCCCCUCUCCGUCGCCGUCGGAGUUCCCUAUCCCUACCCUCAUUUCGCCGUCACACCUCCGCCGCAUCUCUCCACCUUACCCACCCGCUCCGUUCUCCUCAGUCCAGUCCCUCCCACCACUGAAUCCGACCUCCGGAAAGAUCUCCAGGCGUUCGGUGAAGUCAGAGCUAUCCAAACCGAUUCCUUCCGUUACGGAAUCGUGACCGCUCAUUUCUACGACCUGAGACACGCAGAGGCGGCGUUCACCGCCAUUCGUACUCACCACGUCCACUGCGUUUCGUUCUUUAACCCUAUGUCUCAGCCCCAAUUUCAUCCCGCUCCACCACCUCCUCCGCCUGGACUUGUCGCCGGUGUGCCACUCUGGGCCCACUACGUCUUUUCCGAUAUUCAGAAUCAAGGAACCCUUGUCGUUUUCAACUUAGACGACGACGUUUCCCCUGACCAGCUACGACAAGUUUUCGAGCCUUUUGGAGCCAUAAAGGAAGUGAGGGAAAUUCCAGGGAAGAAAAAGAGUCAAAGAUUCGUGGAGUUUUUCGACAUAAGAGAUGCUGGCAAAGCUUUGAAAGAAAUGAAUGGAAAAGAAAUCCAAGGAAAAUCAAUUGUUAUUGAGUUUAGUAGUAGUUAUGGAAGAAGAUUCUUCCAUUCAACUAAUCCUAAUUUUUCCUAUAUCUCCAAUAAGCCAUUUCAUUUCAACUUUCCUCCUCCACCUCCACCACCUCCCUCGCCGCAACGUCGUUUUGGUCCACCGCAAUUCUCUCACAAGAAUUUCAGGACUGGUUCCAUGAGUUCCAAUAGUUUGAAUGGGGAUGAAAACAACCACUAUUCCCCGAGGAGGAAUUUCGUUAGGGAAUUCAUUGGGGAAAAACCAUGGAACUGGAAGGGGAAGCAACCUUAUAAGAAUGAGACUCGUUAUAUAAUCAAAGAAGAUGCCAUUGUUGAAUCCGAUUCUAGAACAACUCUCAUGAUCAAAAACAUUCCCAACAAAUACAGUCAGAAGCUACUCUUGAACAUGUUGGACAACCACUGCAUACGCUGCAACGAUCAGAUAGGCGACGGCGAUGACAAGCCUCUAUCUUCCUAUGACUUCGUAUACCUUCCUAUUGAUUUCAAGAACAAGUGCAACGUGGGAUACGGGUUCGUGAAUAUGACAUCUCCGGAGGCUACUCUAAGGUUCUACAAGGCCUUCCAGCAGCAACGUUGGGAGGUUUUUAACUCCAGAAAAAUCUGCCACCUUACCUAUGCCAGAGUUCAGGGUUUGGAAGCUUUGAAAGAGCAUUUUAAGAACUCAAAGUUCCCGUGUGAGAUGGAGCAUUAUCUGCCGGUGGUAUUUUCGCCGCCCCGAGAUGGGAAGCGGUUAACGAAGCCAUUUCCAGUAGUGGGGAGCAUGGUUCCAAUGGGUGCUGUAGAUGAUAAGAUGGAGGGUCGAGAUCAUAGGGUGGUAGCAGGUGGUAGUAGUAGUGGUGGUGAUGACUCAGUCAGCUGCAAAAGUGGCGGUGUAGCUGGUGGUAGUGAUGAUGAUAAAUCAGAUGUGAAGUGAAAUGUGCAUUUAUGUACCUAGCACAUCAAGAAUUAAAGGUUGUUGAGCAACGAGCCACAUAUGUGUUCUCUCUCUGCUCAUAAGCCCCCACCGUCUUACAACGUUGAACCUCUUGCUGCUCGCUGCUCACUCCCCCCCUCUCUCAUUUCUUACCUUUUUUCUAGUCAGUUUUUAUGUCAUUUUAAGUUAUAAGUCUCUCGUCUAGUCUUUUAGGUUCUGGCACUUCAGAUGUACUAGUAUUUUCUUUGCCUACAAAUUUAAAUUUCAAGACUUGCAAUCCAUGAUGUUUGUUUAUUAUUUAUUGCUUAGAUAGAUUAGAGUACCUUGAAUAAGUGGAUAGCAUAUGGGCUGCACUUUAGGCAGUUAUAUACUGUACUAGUAUAGCUUUGGAACGGUGGUUGUUGGAAUAAAUGAGAUGACACAAUGUGUUAAAUGGAGAUUUCAAGUGUUAAUUAAGAGGAGGUAACAUCCUUGGGGUGUGCAUUAUGGAGUA
Molecule: messenger RNA, 2393 nt
Organism: Lathyrus oleraceus (garden pea)
Lineage: Eukaryota; Viridiplantae; Streptophyta; Magnoliopsida; Fabales; Fabaceae
Product: protein terminal ear1
Exons: 5
Coding region: 284-1900 (538 amino acids)
Molecular function (GO): RNA binding
Source: RefSeq, a predicted model, not a curated record